Molecule: messenger RNA, 1319 nt
Organism: Physella acuta
Lineage: Eukaryota; Metazoa; Mollusca; Gastropoda; Physidae
Product: TATA box-binding protein-like 1
Biological process (GO): DNA-templated transcription initiation
Molecular function (GO): DNA binding
Source: RefSeq, a predicted model, not a curated record
GGCGACUUCUGAGUCGGUAUUGUCGUCGAUGGUGAUGGAGUAAAAUAUUAAUCUGCUGUUUUAAUUGUCCCUCAUUUUGUCUCAGGUCAAUUAUGUUAGUUUAAGAAAGUUAUCUAGUCAUACAUAUUCAAAAUGUCUGUGGUAUCAAACCCAGCUCUUUUAAGUAGUGGUAUUCAUGGGCAACAACUUGGCUCAUCUUCUACUGGGAUUCUCAAUCAUGGAGAUUGUCUUGAAGGACAUGGUGCUGCUGAAUUUCAAGCUAAAGGGAAUGCUGAGAGUGAUGGACUCGUGAAUAACAAUUGUCAUAUAACAUCAGAUGGUGGUGAUUCAGUUGAUAUUGGAGCAUACAGUGCAGCUACUGCUGUGGAAGAAGCUCAAGAUGACGCUCCGGUUAUUGAUAUUAUAAUAAACAAUGUCGUGUGUACAUUCAGCACCAGGUGUCAUCUGAAUUUAAAGAAAAUAGCCAUGGAAGGAGCACAUGUGGAGUAUAAGCGAGAGAAUGGGAUGCUAAAUAUGAAAUUGCGACGUCCGAACACAACAGCAACUAUUUGGUCAUCUGGAAAAAUUACUUGUACGGGAUCUACAAGUGAAGAUGAAGCAAAGCUCGCAGCUAGGAGAAUAGCCCGGCGGCUUCAAAAGCUUGGGUUUAAUAUCAGGUUUUCAAGCUAUCGAGUAGUGAAUGUUUUGGGCACGUGUAGUUUACCAUUUGGUAUUAAACUCAAUCAGUUUUCUGAAGCAAACAGAGAAAAUGCUAGUUAUGAGCCUGAACUGCACCCUGGUGUCACUUACAGAAUCAAAGAUCCUAAGGCCACAUUAAAGAUUUUUUCUACAGGCAGUAUUACAGUCACAGCACCAUGUGUUUUGAAUAUUCAGCUUGCCAUAGAGCAUAUAUAUCCCAUAGUCUGCCAGUAUAGAAUGGAAAGGCGAAUUGACAAAAAGGUACUUCUGCAAGAGAGAAAGUAUAUCAGAAAAGGAGGAACUUUUAUUAGCCAUCCCAUGCUUGAUGUUGAAGAUGAUGAGAUGGAUGAUGAUUUUGAUGAUGAAUCUGAUGAUCUCUUAGAUGAUGAUUUUGAAAGUGAUGUGAGCCAAGAUUAAUGAGGAACAACUGUAUGGGUGUAUGUCAUGGAUAUGCUGUUUCGCUAAUACAAUGUGAUGUAAAAAUUCUCCACUUUCCACAUCAGAUAUAAUUGCAUCCUUAUGAAUGUUUCAUUAUUGAAUAAGAAAGGCUAGUUUACAUUUCAUCAAUUAAGAACAGUAAUGCUGAUAGUAGAAAAAAGCUUCAUAUCUGCAUAAUUUUAAUGAAAUGGUAAAUGAAACAA